AUGACUGAAGUGUUUCAGAAAGAAGUGUUGAAAUUGUGGCAAGCAGGGGUGAUCUACCCCAUCUUAGACAGCCCUUGGGUAAGCCCGGUGCAAGUAGUCCCUAAGAAGAGAGGGAUCACUGUUGUGGCAAAUGAGAAGAAUGAAUUGAUACCCACAAGGACAGUGACCGGAUGGUGUAUGUGCAUCGACUACCGGAAACUUAAUGAAGCCACCCGAAAGGAUCACUUUCCCCCACCCUUCAUGGACCAGAUGCUUGAAAAAUUGGCAGGACAUGAAGAGUGCAUGGUAGCCUUUGAUGAACUCAAAAAGAAACUCUCCUCUGCACCUAUUAUAGCACCACCAAGCUGGGAUCUUCCCUUUGAACUAAUGUGUGAUGCAUCUGAUUUUGCUGUUGGUGCUGUUCUAGGACAAAGGAAAGACAAGCUAUGUGCUGAUGGAGUCCUAAGAAGGUGUAUAUCCCAUGAAGAAGGGCAAGAAGUGUUAUGGCAGUGCCAUGGGUCAGCAUAUGGAGGUCACUUCAGUGGAGAAAGGACAGCAGCAAAAGUGCUUCAAUCCGGAUUUUACUGGCCAACAAUAUUUAAGGAUGCCAAGGAAAUGGUGUCAAGGUGUGAUGAAUGUCAAAGAGCUGGUAAUCUAACCAAGAGGAAUGAGAUGACACAGCAAUACAUACUAGAGCGGGAACUAUUUGAUGUAUGGGGAAUUGAUUUCAUGGGACCCUUCCCAACCUCCUUCUCAAAUAGCUACAUAUUAGUGGCUGUUGAUUAUGUCUCAAGAUAUGGAGUAAAGCACAAAGUGGCAACUCCAUACCACCCACAGACCAACGGGCAAGAUGAGAUCUCCAACAGAAAGCUAAAACAAAUCCUUGAAAAAACUGUUGGAAGCUCAGUAAAGGACUGGUCUAAGAAGCUAGACAAUGCUCUAUGGGCCUACAAGACAGCCUUCAAGACCCCCAUUGGGAUGUCACCACACCAACUGGUAUUUGGCAAGGCUUGCCACUUGCCAGUUGAAUUGGAGCACAGAGUAUUCUGGGCUCUAAAACUACUGAAUUUUGAUGAGCAAGCUGUUGGAGAAAAGAGAUUAAUGCAACUCAAUGAGCUGGAAGAAUUUAGAAAUCAAGCAUAUGAGAAUGUAAAAAUCUACAAAGAGAACACAAAAAGGUGGCAUGACCAAAAGAUAGCAAGAAGGGAGUUCACUGAAGGACAGAAGGUGUUACUCUACAACUCAAGACUCAAGUUCUUCCCUGGAAAACUUAAGUCUCAAUGGUCAAGACCUUUCACCAUACUCAAAGUAUUUCCCUAUGGUCAUGUGGAGCUCAUGGAGGACAAGACUCAAAGAACCUUUUCUUUCAAUGGCCAUAGACUCAAACACUACUUGGGAGGCUCCUUGGAGGAGCAGAGAGUGAGCUACAAGCUCAGCUAA
Arachis stenosperma is the source of this 1419-nucleotide messenger RNA. RefSeq lists its product as uncharacterized. Lineage: Eukaryota; Viridiplantae; Streptophyta; Magnoliopsida; Fabales; Fabaceae. Gene Ontology annotation, molecular function: nucleic acid binding. Gene Ontology annotation, biological process: DNA integration. The transcript is spliced from 4 exons. The record is from RefSeq and is a predicted model, not a curated record. The coding region runs from base 1 to 1419 and encodes 472 amino acids.